AUGAUUUUGACGAGAGCGCAGAAAAGACGGAUGGGGGAGAGAGAUGUGUGGGAUUUGAUCGUGAAGAACGACGAUGUUUGUUUUAAACACAUUCUUCCGAGAUUGAAUGGGACCGAUCUUAAAUUCUUGUACGAGGUGAAUAGUGAAACGAGAAAGUUGAUUAAGAGAUCAUCUCGCAAGGGUGAUUUGAAAGAGAAGUUUAAAGUUCAAGAGAUGUCGUCGAUAUCGACUUUGGAAGUCGCGUGGGAGCAUAAAUCGUUGUGGCCGAGACACUGGACCGAAACAUAUUUCUGCUGGAAAGUUGCUCAAACGAAUAAACUCGAGUUGCUCAAGUGGGCGCGAGAGGAGAAAAAGUGUACGUGGGGUGAUAGGACGAUUGAUGCGGCCGCAUAUCAAGGUAAUCUGGAAAUGGUAAAGUAUUGCGUGGCAAAUGAGUGUCCUAUCGAUGAGGGAGCAUGUUUAAACGCUUCGUCAGGAGGUCAUCUCCAGGUACUCAAAUACUUACGCGAAGAAGCCAAAGCGCCUUGGGAUUUGAGAACUGCCGCUUGGGCGGCUGAAAAUGUUUACCUUCACAUACUCGAAUAUCUUGUUGAUCGUAAGUUUGAUAAAUUCAAUUGGGCGUGUCAGUUUGCAGCCGAGGAAGGUCACUUGGACUGUUUAAAGUACUUGCACGAAACCGCCAAAGCGCCGUGGGACUCUUCGGCCGUAUUUGUCGCUCACGAGAACGACCACCCCGAAUGUGUACAAUACCUCCUCGACAAUAACUGCCCUCUUCCACGCAAUUGGCGAUACGAAGACGGAACUUUACGCACCUCAUAA
Molecule: messenger RNA, 819 nt
Organism: Bathycoccus prasinos
Lineage: Eukaryota; Viridiplantae; Chlorophyta; Mamiellophyceae; Mamiellales; Bathycoccaceae
Exons: 1
Coding region: 1-819 (272 amino acids)
Molecular function (GO): protein binding
Source: RefSeq, a predicted model, not a curated record